AUGGCAGGCAUUAAGAGAAGAGUCCCAAUGCACAACCUGAGAUGCUUCCUCUCUCUGAUGGGCUUCUCCAAACCAGAAACGUUUCCCUGGUAUGGCAGAAAACCACCAGGUUGGUCACAACUUUUUGGGGGCACAGCAUGUGAGAAAAAUUUCAUCCAUGUGACAGUUGAGAAGUAUCAAGAAGGACAAAAAUGUCAGAAGAAACCAAGCCAUCUUGGACCAUUAGAUGGUUCUUGACAGAAAAGGCUGGCUGAUGUUGUGACACCACCCUGGAGACUGAACUAUGGAGAACAACUCAAGCCUGUCAUCAAUGGAUACCGAAAUAAAUCCACCUUCUCUGUGAACUGAGGUCCAGAUGGCAAUCCAAAGACUAUGGGGUACUACCUGGAAACUUGGCAAGAGGAAGGGAAGGGCAACAUCGUUUGUAUACACUCUAACCAUCUGAAAAACAUUCCUGAGAAACACAAUCAAGUAGCACAGUACUAUGAAGUAUUACUUCGACAGUCUCCAGUGGAGCCCUGCUUUCUGUUUCAUGAAGGUGGAUACUGGUGUGAGCUCACAGUCCACACCAAUAGCCAAGGGGACACAAUGGCUAUUAUCACUUUCCAUCCCCAGAAAUUAAGUCAAGAGGAGCUCCGUGUUCAGAAGGAGACUGUAAAGGAAUUUUUCAUCAAAGGCCCUUGUGACUUGACCUCACUUUACUUCCAGGAAAGCACCGUGACCCGUUGCAGCCAUCAGCAGUCCCCUUAUCAUCUCCUAUUUGGGGAACCCCAUAUCUUUGAGGAUCUCCUGGGUUUAAAGAUCCGCAUCUCUCCAGGUGCCUUUUUCCAGAUUAACACUACUGGUGCAGAGAUGCUGUAUUGGACUGUGAGGGAGCUGAGCGGAGUGAACUCUGACCUCCUUGAUAUCUGCUGUGGAACUGGUGUGAUCAGCCUUUCUCUGGCUCAGCAUACAUCCCAGACCCUUGGGAUUGAGUUGGUGAAGCAGGCAGUAGAGGAUGUCAGGUGGACUGCAGCAUUCAAUGGUGCACAGCUUUGUGAAUUUCACACUGGUCAAGCAGAGAAGAUUUUGCCAUGGCUGCUAACGUCAAAGGGAGAUGGGCAGUUAAUCAUUGCUGUGGUGAACCUAGCCCCUGCUGGACUGCAUAAGGAUGAAUAGCUAGUUGAAUAUUACAAGGUGGUUCAAGACAUUUGAAACUGCAGGGCCAUCCACACAUUAGUUUUUAUCUUCUGCAAGCUCCAUGGUGAAACCACAAGGAACAUCAUUGAGCUGUGCUGUCCUGCAAAUUCUGCUAAGAAGCUCCUAGGUAAUCCUUUUGUCCUGAGACAAGCUGUACCUGUAGAUUUGUUUCCUCACACCUCGCACUGUUCUAUUCACUCAAUGAGCAGCCUCCUAGAAAACUACAGGCUACUUGUUAAGGCUGAAGUUUCAGAAACCUCCAGGUUUGGUAUAUUGCUACAUUAUAGACCCUGGGAAUAUUACCAAGGAAACCAAUCUUUGGAUUGUGAGCAGGAAGAAUAUAGCAGGCCUCCUCUCUGA
Carlito syrichta (Philippine tarsier) is the source of this 1539-nucleotide messenger RNA. RefSeq names its product tRNA methyltransferase 2 homolog B (gene TRMT2B). Gene Ontology annotation, biological process: RNA processing. Lineage: Eukaryota; Metazoa; Chordata; Mammalia; Primates; Tarsiidae. Gene Ontology annotation, molecular function: RNA methyltransferase activity. The record is from RefSeq and is a predicted model, not a curated record.